This is a messenger RNA of Paramecium tetraurelia, 1400 nucleotides long. RefSeq lists its product as uncharacterized. Gene Ontology annotation, molecular function: structural constituent of cytoskeleton; GTP binding. The transcript is spliced from 4 exons. The record is from RefSeq and is a predicted model, not a curated record. Gene Ontology annotation, biological process: microtubule nucleation; cytoplasmic microtubule organization; mitotic cell cycle. NCBI's taxonomy places the organism in Eukaryota, Ciliophora, Oligohymenophorea, Peniculida, Parameciidae. Gene Ontology annotation, cellular component: gamma-tubulin complex; spindle; nucleus.
GGAAAAUAAUAAAUAAAAAUUUAAAUUCUGUAAUGCCUCGCGAAAUCAUCACACUUCAAGUUGGAUAAUGCGGUAAUCAAGUUGGUAUUGAGUUUUGGAAAUAGUUAAUCAAAGAGCAUGGUAUAAAUAAUGAGGGAAUUUUGGAGGAAUUUGCACUCUAAGGAGAUGAUAGGAAGGAUGUGUUCUUCUAUUAGGCAGAUGAUGAACAUUACAUACCAAGAGCAUUGUUGAUAGACAUGGAACCUAGAGUUAUCAAUUAUAUAUAGACUUCUCAAUUUUCAACUCUGUUCAAUCCUGAGAAUAUAUUCAUUUCAAAAGAUGGAGGUGGAGCAGGCAAUAAUUGGGCAUGCGGUUAUUCAUAGGGAGAGAGAUACUAGGAAGAGUUGAUGGAGAUGAUAGACAGAGAAGCCGAUGGAUCAGACAGUUUGGAGGGAUUUCUAAUGCUUCAUUCAAUUGCUGGUGGUACAGGUUCAGGAUCAGGAUCAUACAUAUUGGAGAGAUUGAAUGAUCGUUUUCCCAAGAAAAUCAUAUAAACAUACUCUGUGUUCCCUAAUCAAAAUGAGACAAGUGAUGUUGUUGUUCAACCCUACAAUUCUCUACUCACUCUUCGUAGAUUAGCCUAGAAUGCAGAUGCAGUAGUUGUAUUGGACAACACAGCCUUGAAUAGAAUAGCUGUUGACAGACUCAAAAUACCCAUUCCAACUGUGUCUCAGACCAAUUCUCUGGUGGCUAUGGUCAUGGCAGCCUCUACCACUACACUUAGAUAUCCUGGAUAUAUGAAUAAUGAUUUAGUUAGCAUUUUGGCUGGAUUAGUUCCCACACCUCGAUGUCACUUUUUGAUGACUGGCUAUACUCCUUUGACUAUUGAUAGACAUAUUUCAUCUGUAAGAAAAACUACAGUCUUGGAUGUCAUGAGAAGACUACUCUAGACUAAGAACAUUAUGGUUUCAACAUCUACGAAGAAUGGAAAUUACAUUUCGAUUUUGAACAUCAUUCAAGGGGAUGUGGAUGCUACUCAGAUCCAUAAAAGUUUGUAAAGAAUUAGGGAGCGCAAACUGGCCAGUUUCAUUGAAUGGGGUCCCACUUCAAUUCAAGUAGCUCUUUCGAAGAAGAGUCCUUACAUCGAGACUUCUCAUAAGGUCAGUGGACUGAUGUUGGCUAAUCACACUAGUAUCCAUUCACUUUUUGAUAGAAUAUUAAAACAAUAUCACAAGUUGAGAAACAGGAAUGCUUUCUUAGAUUAAUACAAAAAAGAACCUAUGUUUAAGGAUUCACUCGACGAAUUCGACGAAUCAAGAGAGUGUUUGGAGUCCCUUAUUAGUGAGUACAAGGCUGCUGAAUCGAAGAACUACUUGGAUUGGGGAAACGAUGACAAUAUGAGAAUCGAAGAGUAACAGUGA